UGUCACAGUGAACUCUUCAGAGGGAGCAGAAAACCUUCAGGUCCUCCAAAACAUUUAACAAAGAUGAAGAUACAGCAGAGUUUAAAGGAAGUGCUUAGAAAAUAAAGACCAGGAAGAGUCACAUUUUCCAACAUUUUCUGUAAACUCAGUAAAAUGCACCAAACUGAGGCUGGUUCAUGAGCACAGACACACUCAGUUUAAUCUGUCAGGUGUUCACAGAUUAAAUGUUCAGAUUUAAUAAAUAAAUGCAUUCAAUUUGAGUGUCUGACUAUAAAACUGGUCUCUGUGUCCUGCUGAUAAAUGUGGGCUCUGAGACAAACCCACUGCAUGCAGAUAAUUUGUGUUUAUGUGUCCUCAGUUUCCCAGCAUGCCCCGGCUGUGGUGGUGGAGGUGAAUGAGGGGGAAAGAUCUGUCCUGCUUCCCUGUCAGUACUCAGAUUUUAUACCUGAUGAUCCCACAGUGAUGUGGACUCGCUCUGAUCUUGAUCCCAAAUCUGUCCAUCUACGACGAGAAGGAGACGAUCUUACAGGGCAAAACCAGCGUUACAGCGGGCGCACAUCAAUGAGGUCUGAUGCUCUGGACACUUUAGACUUCAGCCUCACUCUGAGAAAACCAACAAAGACUGACAGUGGCAGCUACACCUGCUCCAUCAGUAAUGGGAGAGAAGAACUGCGACUGAGAGAUAUACAGCUGCAGGUCAAAGACCACCAGGUGGAGGUGGAGGUGGAGGAAGGCUCAGAGUCUGUCAUUCUGCCCUGCAAAACUACAGCUGACCUGCCUCAGGACACGAGAGUGGAGUGGACUCACUCUGACCCUGAACUGAUGGUGGUUCAUGUGUAUCCAAACAAAAGUAACCACCUGGAUGACCAGGACAGUUUUUACAGAGACCGAACAACAGUGAACAAAGACCUGCUGAGAACUGGAGACCUCAGUCUGACCCUGAAAUACCCCACAGAGAGAGACAGUGGAGGAUACAUCUGCACCAUCUACAGGGACAAAGACAUCCUGAGACACAAAGUAGUGCUGCAGGUCAAAGAACCAUUUCCAUCCUGGGCCAAAGCUCUCCUGGUUCUCCUGGUUCUUCUUGUGGUUUCUGGAGGUCUCAUAUAUUAUUUCCGUCACUAUUUCAUGUCAGGUGAGUGUCUCCUACUACACUACCCAUAAUGCCGAUGUUCAGCAGGUGUCCUCUGGUGGCUCCUUGACUGCGGCUCACACAAACUUGUUCCAGAAGCUGAAAGAGUUGAGAGUUACAAACAGCUGAUACAGAGAGCUGAAGAGAAACUUCCAGGUUUGUUCCAGAAGUCAGAAAACCUCCUUCAGACUCAGUCAUUGAUCAGUGAAACAGCUCCACAACAUGACUUUACUAAACAGUGUGUGUGCUUCACUGCAUUGAUCUGACACAGAGGCUGCAUGUGUAC
Molecule: messenger RNA, 1418 nt
Organism: Maylandia zebra (zebra mbuna)
Lineage: Eukaryota; Metazoa; Chordata; Actinopteri; Cichliformes; Cichlidae
Source: RefSeq, a predicted model, not a curated record